GUUGCAGCUUGCGGUAUCCCAUUUCUAUGUUGAAUCGAAUCCUUUCGUCUAGCUCUGAAGGACCAGUGCAGUCCGAUUCAAAUCAGUUGCCCGGUCCCCUACGAAAAUUCUUGAUCUCUGAACAAAACAAUGCUUCAAAUAUUCCAACGACCUCUUCAUUGGAAAUUGAAUCGCAAGGGAAGCUUUCAACUUGGUUUGCUCUUUCAGAUUCCGACCCUCUAAUGCCUAAUGGUCUUUCAAGACGUCAACGCCUGUUUGGUUUUGUUCUUUGUCUGCUUUCAGCCUCUUUUUGCCUGUGUCUGGCUAUGGUUUUUAUCCCGUUGCUAUCCACCCCCUUCGGCAUGCGAAAUAGCUUCUCUUUUCUUUGGGGACCAUGGAAUCAUCUGAAGGGUUUGUUGGCCCCUCAACGAUUACUGUUCACUACCGUAUUUUUAUCCAGCCUUUUCUUUUCUUUGUACGCGGUAUUGGUAUGGCAAAGCGCUGUCUGCGCCGCUUCCGGUUUACUCAUGCAGAUUUGUUCCGUCUGUUGGCAAGUUAUUGCUUCCAUUCCAGGUGGGCGAGCAGGUAUCGGUGCCCUGGUUCGUAGUGGCGUUUGGACCGUCAAAAAUGUUUCUCGAGGAUUGCCCGUUUGAUUGUCUUUUACUUGGUCACUUGAACUCUCCUGUGAUUUUCCUAUCCUUUUGGCUUUGUGUUUUAUUCAUUCUCAACAACAGGAGCGCAGUAGUGUUCUUCAUUCUUGUACUCACAUUACUUGGAGUUACAAUUGCUAGCGGCAAUUUGACCAUUGCAGUACAGGCGAUACUCUCUGAAAGCAGUUGCUAUUCAAUUCUAAGGGAGUUUUUACAUCUCAUCUACGCCUUGGCUGCCGCCACUUAUUCCUGCGUAUCUGUAAUCAGAAUCAAAUAUU
Messenger RNA from Dicrocoelium dendriticum, 907 nucleotides. The record is from the annotation of a GenBank genome assembly. Lineage: Eukaryota; Metazoa; Platyhelminthes; Trematoda; Plagiorchiida; Dicrocoeliidae.